AUGUCGGGGCAAGAAAGCGCCACGAAGAACAGCAGCAGCAGCAGCGGCCACUGGCGUCGCAAGGCACCGGCUGGAGAGCGCAAGGACAGCGACGUCGAGCACAAGAAGAAGAAACCGCGUCGUGGUGGACGGCGCAACAAUGGCAAGCAGAAUGCCAAGACCGGCGACACCUUCCGGCCGAACGAAGCUGAAGCUGGAGCGGAGUUGGAGAAGCACGAGCCUCUUGCAGAAGACGAAGCUCCUGUGGGGGAGACUUCACCCGCCACGAACUUGGACUAUCUGUCGGACGUGCUGUUCGCGUCGCUGGACAUUUCGGCGCCAACGAAGCGCGCGAUCGUGGAAGACCUCAAGUACGAGCGGCUGACGAACGUGCAGAACGAGACGUUUGGCCUCAUUCUGGACGGCAAAGACGUGCUGGCCAAGGCCAAGACGGGCAAUGGCAAGACGAUUGCUUUCCUGCUGCCGGUGAUUGAGAACAUGGUGAAGAACGGACGGCGGUCGAGUGUCGUUCCUGCACUUGCCGUGUCGCCCACGCGGGAGUUGGCACUGCAGAUCGCGAUGGAAGCCCAGCGUCUCACGAAGUUUCACGACUUUCAUGUCGCCUGCUUUGUGGGUGGAACGCCGGUCAAGAAGGACCAGCGCACGCUCCUGAGCAGCACACCGAUUGAUAUUUUGAUUGCGACACCUGGUCGUCUGGUCGAUCAUUUGAAGCAGAACACUGGCAAGCUUGCUGAUCGACUGGGUCAAACGAGUGUGCUGAUCCUGGACGAAGCUGAUCGGCUGCUGGACAUGGGCUUCCGCCCCGACGUCAUGCGGAUUAUUGAAUACUUGCCGAAGAAACGUCAGACGCUGCUGUUUAGUGCGACACUACCAGCUUCGACCGAGGAGUUGAAGCGGGUUGCUUUGCGUCCGGAUUACAUGUUUGUGGACACGAUCGAUGCGAACGAGGCAGACACGAACGUGCAGACGGAGCAGGAAUACAUUGUGUGCUCAAUGGAUGAUGUGAUUCCAAUGGUGGAGCGUGUCUUGGUGGAGCACAUGAAGCUGCCGGCGUACAAGGUGAUGUUGUUCUUCCCGACAGCUCGCUCGGCGCAGUUCAUGGCCCAACUCUUUCAGGCUGCCGGCUUUCCUGGUGUCCUUGAGAUGCACUCGCGAAAGAGCCAAGGAAUACGCACGAAGACGGCUGCAGAAUUCCGUAAAGGUCGCAAGGUGAUGAUGUUCUCAUCUGACGUGUCGGCUCGUGGUGUGGACUAUCCCGAUGUGUCGCUAGUGCUCCAAGUGGGCCUUACCGACCGCGACCAGUACAUCCACCGCCUCGGCCGUACGGCACGUGCUGGUAUGAAGGGCAAGGGUGUGCUCGUUUUGGCUGAAUUUGAGACGUCUUUGUUGCACAAGUUGUCCGACUUGCCUCUUACUAAAAGCACAGAUCAUACUGCCAAGAUGCUCCAGUCGUCGCAGUCGCGCACGCUGGAGAUUACGAAAGAACUGAGGAAAUACGACGCGUUGGAAAAGUCGGCGCAACAGUCGUACCAAGCGUGGCUGGGGUUCUACAACUCGCAUGCAAAGCGUCUGCGUUUGAAGUCGGUCGAGCUCGUGAAGCUUGCUGCCGAGUACAGCCGCAUCAUUGGCUUGGACGAGGUGCCCAAGCUUGACAAGAGAAUCCUGAAGAAGAUGAGCCUGCUUGGCGUGCCAGGCAUUGAGCCAUCUCCGUAUGUCCGCGAUGGUGACGGUAGCCGUGGUGGUUACGGUCGCAGAUAA
Molecule: messenger RNA, 1758 nt
Organism: Peronospora matthiolae
Lineage: Eukaryota; Oomycota; Peronosporomycetes; Peronosporales; Peronosporaceae
Source: the annotation of a GenBank genome assembly